Molecule: messenger RNA, 279 nt
Organism: Schistocerca serialis cubense
Lineage: Eukaryota; Metazoa; Arthropoda; Insecta; Orthoptera; Acrididae
Product: serine protease inhibitor I/II-like
Exons: 3
Molecular function (GO): peptidase inhibitor activity
Source: RefSeq, a predicted model, not a curated record
AUGAAGCUCGCUCUCGCUCUCUGUGCCACGUUCCUCUUCGUCGUCCUGGUCCAGGCCAAACAAGAAUGUACACCUGGCCAGACAAAGAAACAAGACUGCAACACGUGCACUUGCACCCCCACUGGAGUCUGGGCCUGCACACGCAAGGGCUGCCAGCCCGUUAAGAGACAGAUUUUCUGCGAGCCGGGCACGUCGUGCAGUGUCAAAUGCCAUACGUGUCCCUGACGGAAGGACGGGAAAUAGUCAGCCAUAUCCUUCAAGGCCUGUCCUGACGACUAA